UAGUAAAUUUUCUAAUUUAUGAAAGUAUGAAACCCAUAAACGUUGAGUGCGUGUCAAAAAAUGAUGCAUACGAGGGCACUGCAUGUCGACAAGUGAUGGCACGUGUGUGAAUAAACAUGCAACAAAGCAAACAAGUGUUGUGUUUUGUAGCCAGACUUGCCUUCAUUUUUCACGUGCUCCUUUCUCUUAACCUUCCAUUCUCCCACAUGUUUUUUUUAGUUAUAAACUUACAACUCUGCCUAACUUUCAACCCUCUUUCCCAUUUAUAUUCACUCCUCAUUUUCCUUCUUUCUCUCUCUAAAAUUAUACCCCAAACAAAAUUUAAUCAAAAUAUUAAUUUAUAAAAUUAAAUUAAAAUGGAUUGUAAUCUUGAGCUUGGCCUAUCACCUUCUUCCACGUCUAUCUCUUCUACCGCUUCUACGAUCUCCACGGGUUCUAUUGGAGAUAAUUUGAAGGAAGGACAGAUGACCAUUUUUUAUAAUGGAAAGAUAUGUGUUUGUGAUGUUACUGAAGCUCAGGCAAAAUGUGUAAUAAAUCUAGCAAGCGGAAAAACAACAGAAGGAAUGUGUAAAUCUCCGGCCACAACAGGAAGAGCAGAUCUCAACAUUACAUUCUCAUCGCAACAAUCUCAAAGAUUACCACAAACCAGCCUUUCUAGAUCAUUGCGACAAUUUCUCGAAAAGCGAAAGCAUCGGAUCCAAGCUACAUCUCCUUACCAUCUUUAAUUUGAACUUAAGAACUUGUUUAGUCCCAGCAAAUCAGAUACUAGUUAGUAAUUGACAAAAUAGAUUGACUUGUUGGUUUUUAGCUAUAAGAGGCUUCGUAUGCUCUAGUAAUUCUUUGGUUCGUUGGUAAGAUUACCGAAUUACCUUUCUUGAUCGACUGAUGGAGUAUGUUGGUGUGAAUGUGUGAUGAUGUAGUGGACAAUUAUUUGAUGUGAUAUGGACCAUAUUUGUUUCAUAAUAUGGGUUAGUUCUUUAAUUUCUAGUGUUCAAAAAUAUUAUGUCUCGAUCUACUGACCAAAUAUUACGUAUUAAU
Messenger RNA from Chenopodium quinoa (quinoa), 1038 nucleotides. RefSeq names its product protein TIFY 5A-like. Gene Ontology annotation, cellular component: nucleus. Bases 357 to 725 code for a protein of 122 amino acids. The record is from RefSeq and is a predicted model, not a curated record. Gene Ontology annotation, biological process: regulation of jasmonic acid mediated signaling pathway; response to wounding; regulation of defense response. NCBI's taxonomy places the organism in Eukaryota, Viridiplantae, Streptophyta, Magnoliopsida, Caryophyllales, Amaranthaceae. The transcript has 3 exons.